UUGAUGUUGAAAAUCCUUUAAAAGAAAUCAAACCAGAGAGACAUGAAUUGAACUAUAUUGAACCCUAUACAGCCACCUUGUUCAAAUUCAACAUUGUUCUUCAAAGUUUCAAUCUUUUUUCCGAUGUUGUCAUAACCCUUCUCUUCUAUUCUUUCUCUAUUUUUUAUUUUUUUAUUUUUUUGGGUGGUCUUUCAUUUCACACCGAGCAUGUCCCAGAAUGGUUCGUUGGAGCGGAGGACACAACAGCAUCAGCAGCCACGCGCGUCGAAUGGAGAGGUAGUUGCGGCAACAACGUUGUAUGGUUCGAACAGCAACAGGCUCCGUGGAAGCCCCAAAAAAGACCACAAACCCGACAACUAUGAAGACCUUCAAUUGGAGUUCAACCCUCUUGUGUUCAGCUCUCUGGAGCAGUAUAUGCCUCACCACAUGCUCAACAUGUCACGAGACGUUAAGGCUCGUUACAUGAGCACCAUUCUGUUCCGUUAUUUACCUGAGAGUGAACGCAUUCGGAUUCAAAAGCACAAGGAAUACAGGCAAAAGAUCAUAAUGAAUUAUCCGCCGCUACACAAGGAGAUAUAUGCUAUGCAUGCUGAAAACUUUUUUGCGCCCUCAUUUCUCAAAGCAAUUAAAGAAAAUACAGAAGCGAGUUUUAAAAGUGUAAUGGUUGAACCCUCUAGAGGAAUUUAUACGUUUGAAAUGCUUCAACCACAGUUUUGUGAAAUGUUGGUAUCUGAGGUGGAUCAUUUUGAAAGAUGGGUCCAUGAGACCAAAUUCAGAAUCAUGCGACCUAAUACAAUGAAUCAAUAUGGUGCUGUUCUUGAUGAUUUUGGCCUGGAAAACAUGCUUGACAGAUUGAUGAAUGAUUUCAUACGUCCUAUAUCUCGAGUUUUCUUUACUGAACUUGGUGGAUCCACGCUGGACUCUCAUCAUGGUUUUGUUGUUGAAUAUGGAAUCAAUAGGGAUGUGGAACUUGGCUUCCAUGUGGAUGACUCUGAAAUCACCUUAAAUAUUUGCUUGGGAAAACAAUUUUCUGGCGGAGAACUGUUCUUCCGGGGUGUUCGAUGUGAUGAACAUGUAAAUACUGAUACCCAAUCAGAGGAGAUCUUCGAUUUCUCCCAUGUUCCAGGACAUGCAGUUCUUCAUUGUGGUCGUCACCGGCAUGGUGCUAGACCUACAACAUCUGGUCAUCGGAUUAAUUUAAUUCUCUGGUGUAGAAGUUCGGCAUUUAGAGAGAUGAAGAAAUAUCAUAGAGGUUUUUAUAGCUGGUGUGGAGAAUGCAGACGCAAGAAGAAGGAGAAAGAGCGCAUAUCAGUUGCUGCCACUAAACAGGAGUUACUAAAGAGGGGAGUUAAAUCAGCCUCAUGAACAUGCACUUUCGAAUCUUGCUUGUAUAGUUGAUUCAUGAUAAUGUUAACUUUGACAUGUUGAAACUCCUCCUCUCUUUCCACUCUGUUGUGCUUCUUUCCCGUUUCAGGAUUCAGGAUUCCUUUCAAUGAAAUUAUAUGUAAUUUAAGUUGAAAGUCAUAAACAUGCAUUUCAUAAUGUUAAUGA
Gastrolobium bilobum is the source of this 1551-nucleotide messenger RNA. Its product is annotated as 2-oxoglutarate and iron-dependent oxygenase domain-containing protein CP2-like. Gene Ontology annotation, molecular function: oxidoreductase activity, acting on paired donors, with incorporation or reduction of molecular oxygen; iron ion binding; L-ascorbic acid binding. The record is from RefSeq and is a predicted model, not a curated record. NCBI's taxonomy places the organism in Eukaryota, Viridiplantae, Streptophyta, Magnoliopsida, Fabales, Fabaceae. The coding region runs from base 208 to 1365 and encodes 385 amino acids. The transcript has 9 exons.